UCCGAAUGGUUCGUGAUCUGAUGGUGCGCUUUUUUCUCUCUCGCACGGCUUGUUACAGUUAGUGCACGUUUUAGAGAAGAAGCAAAGGGUAAACCAAGGUUAGAGGCGUCCCGGGGCAAAAGGUGAACUUGAUUAGAAGAGUGCCUGCCAUUAGGACCAUACGACCAAUUGCGAAUAGGUUACAGCCAUGGACGUUGGAACAUUGCUCGUCGUUGUUUGCAUUGCGCUGUUGACAGUCGCUGUGUCUGUGCUGUCCGAAGAAGGGCGCGCAUUUGUGGAGCAGCAACCGAUCGAUCCCAUCGACCAGCGGCCUUACUCUCCUGGGUCGGUGGGACCUGGGGGCUACUGCCAAAGCACGCGGCAAUGUCGCCAUGGUUGGUGUUGCGUGAGACAGUACAAGCAUGGUGAUUACACUUGUCAGAAGAUGCUCGGAAUUGGUCGGAGGUGUUCUUCGCAGACGGAGGUUAAGGCUGGAUUGUACCUCAGGCGCUGUCCUUGCGUCAGCCAUUUGCGGUGUCGCGGAACUCGUGCCCUGAAGUUGUGCCUGCCGAAGAACUGGUGGCCCGACGCCGCACCGUAUUAAAGUUUGCCAAGCUUGUUCCCGUGUCCGCAAACGUCGGCGCUGUCAUAAAAAAAAAAAAAAAAAAAAAAAUUAGCGCAGCGAAAACGCAUGCACCCUGAUCAGUACACAUUGGGUUCAGAAUUACAGUAGGUGGCUGGCUUUGUCACCGAAUUGGCGCGAUAUGAGCUCAUACUGACAGAUAAGGGUACCGCGAGAAUCAAACAACGAAUUCAAGCAGCUUUCCUUGCAAUGGCCGCAGUUGGUAGAUAGAACGUAGUGUGACACUGCCACGCAUAUAGUGUGACACUAGUGACCCUGCCAGCAUGCAGGCAGGCGUCACAGUACACGAAGAUCUAAGAGUUAAUGACUUUAUGGAGAGAGCUUGCAUUCAGCAAUCAGAUGUGUAAUGUGGUGGCAGAGUACACAUGAACGCGCCCGCCGUGGUGGCCUAGCGGCUAUGGCACUGCGCUGCUCAGCACGAAGUCGCGGGUUCGGAUCCCGCGCUCGGCGGCCGCAUUUCGAAUGUGGUGAAAUAGAAAACUGUCAGUGUAUUUAGAUUUAGGUACGUGUUAAGAAUACCCCGGUGGUGGAAAUUACUCCGCAGUCCUUCACUGUGGCGUGCCUCGCAAUUACAUUCUUGCACGUAAAACUCUAGAUAUUUUAAACAGACGAACGUGAAAGCGCAGUCGUCAGAUAAAUCGUAUAGUUUAGGAAUAGGAAUGUUAUUGUAGGUGACAACCUCGGAAUGCGUAGAAAAAUGCAUACUCCGAUGUCCAUCUCGGAAAACCUGUAGAAGUGCGCCAAUCAAUUACACUGUUUCCUUUCCGUGAAGUCAAAGAAGAGGCGAAGAUAUUUCGAUAUCUGAGUUUCUCGGGGACCAUAUUUUUUUUUUCUGAGCUGAGGUACUGGGGCCGGACGGGGUGCGGUUUCUUUUUCCUUUUGGGCGGAGUAUGUUAGGACUUCUUAGGUAUCCGCCGAACUUAAGGAGCAAUUAGCUGCUAUAGUGUCUGCGCAUGCCUACAGUACAGCCCGUCAUACAACGUGUAAAUGGCGUUAGGUGCAUGAAUUAAUCUAAACUUCCGCCCUUUGACUUUGAAUGACUUUUGGUUUGUCAUUUUAGGUUAACCUGACAUCCUAAAUUUACUGUAUAGCAAAAAGUAGCAUCAUCCAGCCACGUCUUUUCGGUCCUAAAUGAUUUUUUUUGUUCAGAAUGAAUAAAUGGAAGACUACGAAAUAUAAGAUAUAAUAAACCAUAUUAAUUUUGAAUGCAGAAAUCCUAUCUUAAGUUUGUUUGUGAACUCGCAAUUACGUCAUAUUAUGAAUUCAUUGUAAGUAAGGUUCCGCAUUUUCAGAUAAAUCCGAGAAAAUUCCGAAAAACACUCGCCGAAAAUUUUUUCCCCGAUUAAGAUUUAUUCGAAAAACUCAAUUUUUUUUUACGCACGUAGCCUCGAAAUACUCGCGGAUGGCUUUUCUUCCUCGGACUUGCCAUUGCAUUUCACCGCGAACUUCGCAAUUUGUGACAUCUUCAGAAAAAAAAGCCACACGCCAAAGUGCAACAAAACUGGGCUGGAGAUACAAAAAAACAUCAUAAAAACAAGUUUAUUUGCUAAGAAAAUGUUAGCUUAUCGCAAAUAAAUGGGAAUGAGGAAAGCGUACACAGACCAGAGUGCAACUCGCCGGACUACAUUCACCCAUUCUACGGUGCUACACGCACAUUGCACUUUGUCAGAAAACACUUUGAGCACCUGCAAACUGCUCCCGGACUUUUCUUGGCACAACGCAGCCCACCGAGUCUAGCCUGUGCUUGCUAUGUCCCUGAAUGCUCUAUCUGCGCAAUGGAGCAAAUAGCCGCUAAUGAACUUCGCCGAGGAACUUGGCUGCAUGCUUGACAUCAAUAAAGAGGAAAAACGGUCUGGC
This is a messenger RNA of Dermacentor andersoni, 2479 nucleotides long. The record is from RefSeq and is a predicted model, not a curated record. NCBI's taxonomy places the organism in Eukaryota, Metazoa, Arthropoda, Arachnida, Ixodida, Ixodidae.